AAAGGGAAUAAAAGAACAAACGCCAGUUUGACAUCUGUAAAACAUUUGUUCUCUCAAAGUUGAGAUUUCCUCUGUCAACUCCCAGAGUGCCGAUUCUCGAAACAUAUUUUUCCUGGCUAGUAGUGGAAAUAUAAACAGUCGUUUACACAUCAUAUCAGUGGCAAUAUAGGCUACUAAGAUAUACACCAUGCAUGUCAGUGGUGUGCAUUUGUUGUUUUGCCUUCUCCUCGGGCAAUCCACAUUCCAACAGACCUCAUCUGAGAAAAAGGGCGGAAAGAAAGAUGCUGAAAAUAAUGCUGCCAUUGAGGAGCUGAAGAAACAGAUUGAUAACAUAGUGCUGGAGUUGAAUCUAUUGAAAGAGCAGCAAGCCUUGCAAUCAGUUUGCCUGAAAGGCAUCAAGAUUAUUGGCAAGUGUUACCUGGCCGACGCCGCUAAGAAGAUCUACCACACAGCCUACGAUGACUGCAUUGCUAAAGGGGGCACAAUCAGCACCCCUUUGACAGGGGACGACAACGAUCAGCUUGCUGACUAUGUCCGCCGGAGCAUCGGCCCUGAGGAACACAUAUGGCUGGGCAUCAAUGACAUGGUGACCGAGGGGGAAUGGCUCGACCAGGCGGGCACCAACCUGCGCUUUAAGAACUGGGAGACUGACAUUACCAACCAACCAGACGGUGGACGUACCCACAACUGUGCCAUCCUUUCCACCACUGCCAAUGGAAAGUGGUUUGAUGAGAGCUGUCGUGCUGAGAAGGCGUCUGUCUGCGAGUUCAAUAUCGUCUGAGAGCCAACUACUUUUGUUCUGUUGUAUCAGUCUUAACAUCUACACUAUAUGGAAAUAUAAUGCAUGCACAAUAAUCUUUGUAAUAUCUGUAUUAUAACCUGUCUCAGCACUGAAAUGUGGAACCAACAUGAUUAAAAGUAACCUAUACUACACGAAAAAAUCCAUUGCUGCACUGUUUAUACAUGAAUAUUUUGUGUGUUUUAUUAGGAUCCCCAAUGGCGACAGCUAGUCUUACAGGGGUCCGACAAAAAAUGAAAAAGACAUUACAGAAAAAAUACUUUACAAUUUACAUGCAUA
This is a messenger RNA of Oncorhynchus nerka (sockeye salmon), 1078 nucleotides long. RefSeq names its product C-type lectin domain family 3, member Ba (gene clec3ba). Gene Ontology annotation, biological process: ossification; bone mineralization. The transcript has 3 exons. Bases 188 to 781 code for a protein of 197 amino acids. Lineage: Eukaryota; Metazoa; Chordata; Actinopteri; Salmoniformes; Salmonidae. The record is from RefSeq and is a predicted model, not a curated record.